AUGGUCUCCCGCUGCCUCUCUAACCGUGACUCCGCAGCCGCUGUCCACGACUUCCACCUCUCAAUCGACGUCCCUAGUUACUGUAAUGUUGACGACGAAUUCUUGGACGAAAUUGUGGAGGAAUGCGUGCUCUACGCCAUCAAUCACGACGUUCAAUCCGUCCGCGUCCACACCAAUCGCUCACUAACGCUUCCUGUAGCGUUUAUAUCCUGCAAGACGCUGCGGGAGCUCGACCUCCGGCAGUCGUUUUUGGUUUCCGUACUCGGUCGCUUAUCUUUACCUAAUUUGAAAACCCUUUAUCUUAAAACUGAAUUGUGCUUCCAAGGUAAUGACAACGAAAUGGAGCCUUUUUCCAGCCUUCCAGAGCUGGAGAAGCUUACUCUGAUCGGUUCUUUUGCUUAUGGCCUUGUUAUAAAGGCACCAAAGCUUAGAGUUCUUGAAAUCACCUCUCGUUCCGUACUGAAAGAGAUUUAUACUCCCCUGCUUACGUCUUUGAGAUACGAGUCUAAUUUGGCUUGGGAGUGUGCCAAUGUGAGUCUUCCCAUGUUGGAACAUGUCUAUUUAGACAUUCAUGAAUCUAGACCAUGGUACAAUUACCGACAUCACAUUCAUUUUGUUAAGAUGCUUCGCCAAUUUGAAAGUGCCACCACAGUUUCAUUGACUUUGGACACUCUUAGGGUACCUUUCGCUAAUGUUCUUGAAUACAAUGGUGGUCCCUUUGAGCAAACUCCUCCUCCCCCAUUUCCCAACAUGAAAUGUCUCAAGGUGAUAGAGGGGCGUCACGGAAUUCGCAAAGUAUUUGAAGGAGUAUUGAACUAUUUGAUGGGGACCUUGUAUUGUGAGGUGGAGUUUCCUCAUGCUGUGAUUGUUGUUGAGCAAAUUUUCGACAUAGACAAUUAUGAAGAGUAUGGUGAGUCAGAUUCUAAUUAUAGUGACAACGAUUAA
Salvia hispanica is the source of this 945-nucleotide messenger RNA. NCBI's taxonomy places the organism in Eukaryota, Viridiplantae, Streptophyta, Magnoliopsida, Lamiales, Lamiaceae. The record is from RefSeq and is a predicted model, not a curated record.